UUUUGUUCUGCCAUCACCGUGCUGCGCUUUCCAUCCGACAUCAAACCGGAAAUGAUGCCGGUAGGUGGAGGUCCGAUACCGAGUUUUGUCUUCGACGUAAUGAAUCCGUAUCAUCCGUAUGCGAAUGGUCUUGACGGAGCGCGGCGGAAGAACGCGACCAGAGAGACUACGGCUCCGCUUAAAGCAUGGCUUACCGAUCAUCGCAAGAAUCCCUAUCCUACCAAGGGUGAGAAGGUCAUGUUGGCUGUGAUGACGAAAAUGACACUAACGCAGGUGUCGACAUGGUUUGCAAACGCUCGCCGACGAUUAAAGAAAGAGAACAAGAUGACGUGGUCGCCACAGAAUCGCCGUGGUGAUGAUCCGAAUGACGACGAUCUGGCUGAUAUCGAUGGAAUCGAUGGUCUCGACGGUUGUGAUCGGCCGUCCAGUUCCAUGUCCGAUAUGUCAGAAAAGAAAGAAGAACUCAAAAAACUCGCUAUCUAUUUUAAUCAUUUUACUUUUACAUCCCUUACAGAAGUACCAGAUUCGGCAUCAGAUGUCAGCACGCCGAAAAAAGUACCUGGAAAAAUAUGGUCUAUUGCUGACACUCUCGGUGAACGAUCCGAAUCUACAAAAGCCGAGAACGAGGCCGGAAGUUCGAAAAAGGACUCACCAACUGUUGACGAUGAUCCUGCAGCAGUGGCACAACUACAGAGGAUGAUUGCGUUGUCAAAUUUCCAAUUUCCGCCACAUAUGCUGGCCGCUAUGGCGCGGUCGGGAGCCAUUCCACCGAUGCCGUUCCUGAAUCCGUUGACAUUGAUGGGUUUUGCAGCUGCACAUCAACAGCAACAGCAACAGCAACAACAACAUCAACAGCCGCAUCCAUCAAUGAGUGGUCAGUGCAUAUUUUCGUUUCUUCCCUGGUUUUCCAUACUAAUGCCAUGUCUCGAAGAACUCAAGGAGACCUAUAAGGAAAAAGGAGUGAAAAGUAAGGAAGAGAUGUUGGUUUGUAUAUUCUUCAAAUGUGAUGAAUUUGCAAUGCUUGAGCGUUCUACAAUAGCAAAAACUAGUGGGCAAUGA
This is a messenger RNA of Angiostrongylus costaricensis, 1059 nucleotides long. Lineage: Eukaryota; Metazoa; Nematoda; Chromadorea; Rhabditida; Metastrongylidae. The record is from the annotation of a GenBank genome assembly.